AUGGCAGACCAUUCAGAUGACGAGGAUGCCUAUCUCUAUGGAUCCGACGACGAGGCCGGUGUAAAAUCUGUAGGAAAAAAUGAAUCCAACACGAAGAGUGUAUCUUUACCAAAUGCCAGAAGUGAGAAAGAAGUAGAAGAAGUUGAAGAAGAAGAUGAUGAUGACGAGGAAGAAGAAGAAGAAGAUUCUGACGACGAUAUAGAUAUCAUAAUAGGUGAUUCACCACCUAAAACGGCCACAGUCGUUACUUCUGCUCAGACAGAAACUACAGCAUCCGAAGAAAAGUCAUCUACUACAACAAUAGUAGCCAGUCAGCUGGGGGAGCCUGGCACAACGGUGGACGUGAAUACCAUGGCAGAAUACGAGGGAAAGCCACUAACGCAAUUAGACUUGGAAACACUUAAAGAUAAGCCAUGGAGAGCUCCUGGAGCUGAUAUUUCCGAUUACUUCAAUUAUGGUUUUGAUGAAUUCACGUGGAUAGCAUAUUGCCACAAGCAAGACAAGACGAGAGGCGAAUUUAAUCCUCAAGCUGUCAUGGCUAAAUUGAUGGGAGGAUCUGCUCCACCCAUGCCACCUGCUGGAGCUGGUCCUGGUGGUCCUCCAGGUAUGCCUCCUAUGGGAAUGAUGCCACCGGGAAUGCCUCCUAUGGGUAUGAUGCCUCCAGGCAUGCCCAAUAUGCCACCUGGAAUGGGUAUGCCUGGAAUGCCUGGAAUGCCAGGCAUGCCUAACAUGCCCAACAUGCCCAACAUGCCUAAUAUGCCCAACAUGCCCAAUUUCAUGAAUAAUGCCAAUAAUAAUAAUAGUAAUAAUGGUAAUAGGCAAUAUCAGAAUUUCAUUCCGAACAGGCAAUGA
Scheffersomyces stipitis CBS 6054 is the source of this 852-nucleotide messenger RNA. RefSeq names its product cleavage polyadenylation factor subunit (gene FIP1). The record is from RefSeq and is a predicted model, not a curated record. Gene Ontology annotation, cellular component: mRNA cleavage and polyadenylation specificity factor complex. Lineage: Eukaryota; Fungi; Ascomycota; Pichiomycetes; Serinales; Debaryomycetaceae. The transcript has a single exon. The coding region runs from base 1 to 852 and encodes 283 amino acids. Gene Ontology annotation, molecular function: RNA binding.